This is a messenger RNA of Magnusiomyces paraingens, 2622 nucleotides long. RefSeq lists its product as uncharacterized. The coding region runs from base 1 to 2622 and encodes 873 amino acids. Gene Ontology annotation, cellular component: nucleus. Gene Ontology annotation, molecular function: DNA-binding transcription factor activity; sequence-specific DNA binding. The transcript has a single exon. Gene Ontology annotation, biological process: positive regulation of transcription by RNA polymerase II. NCBI's taxonomy places the organism in Eukaryota, Fungi, Ascomycota, Dipodascomycetes, Dipodascales, Dipodascaceae. The record is from RefSeq and is a predicted model, not a curated record.
AUGUCGUAUAACCAUACUUAUUACGGUCAAAACCAAAAUCAACAGCAGCAGCAGCAGCAGCAGCCUAACCAGCAACAACUUCCUCCACCUCCACAACAAUAUAUAUCUCAACAACAACAACAACAACAACAACAACAACAACAAGCAUCUCCAAGUUUACCCCAUUUAUAUUCACAGCAACAAGCAUCUCAAAUCUAUUCUGACCAACAACAACAAUAUCACCAUUAUUAUCAACAACAACAACAACAACCACAACAACAAUCAUAUUAUAAUCAACUAUAUUAUCAACAAUCAGCAACUACACAACCACAACCACCUACAUCAUCAUCUUCUUCUUCUUCUUCUACUUCUUCUUCAGAUGCUCAACAAAGACAAGCAGCUGCUGCAACAGGUUCAAGUUCAAUAAACACUUCUUCUGCAGCAGCUGUGGCAGCUGCAACUGCAGCUGGCUAUUACCAGAAUAAUGCGUUCUACGUUAAUAACCAAUCAUACCAAGUCCAUCAUCAACAACAAAUGCAGGCUGUGCCUCUGCCACCUCCUCCAAUCGUCCAGCAUCAACAUCAACAUUCACAACAGCAACAGCAACAGCAGCAGCAGCAGCAGCAGCAACAGCAGCAACAGCAACAUCAACAUCAACAGCAGCAGCAGCAGCAGCAGCAGGAUUAUUACCAGCAACAACAAGCCCAACAGCCAACAGGUCAAACUUCAGCUUAUCAAUACUCCUAUAUGCCCCAACCCCAGCAGUACUCUCCAGCCACUGCCCAAGCGCAGCCUCAACAGGCACCUGCUACUGCAACUGGCACUCCGGGGUCCACGGUGGUUCAAUCCACCCCUGUCACAGGAACUUCCACAUCAACAACCCCUGCUGCCUCACAAAAUGCUUCAGCUGCAACCGCCACGCCUUCAUCUCCAUAUAUUACAGCACCUUAUGCAGUUCAACAACAACAACAACAGCACCAACAACAGCACCAACAACAGCAACAGCAGCACCAACAACAUCAACAGCACCAACAACAACCUGCAGCAACAUCUGGACAUUAUCAAUACUCUUUAUCUACCACUGCAACAACUACUACUCAAGUCCCACAACACCACCCCACACCAUCACCUUUACCUCCACCCAUCCACGCAUCGCCCCAACCUCUUAGCUCUCCACUGACCACUUCUGCUCCCACUUCUGCUCAGACCACAACCACCACUAUCUCCUCUGCUAGCUCCGUUUCUGCAUCUGCACCAACCGCACCUGCCACUGCUGUUGCAGCUGUUUUACCUCCACAACAACCCUACUACCAGCAGCAGUAUCAGCAACAAUAUCAUGCACAAACCAUUGCUCCAACAAUCACGGACCCUGAAGGCCAGAAACCACCACCAAACUCAAAGCCCAAAAUUAUAACCACCCUCUGGGAAGAUGAAACUACCCUAUGCUUCCAGGUCGAGGCCCGCGGCGUUGUUGUGGCUCGUAGAGAAGAUAACAAUAUGAUCAAUGGAACAAAACUUCUUAACGUUGUGGGCAUGUCCCGUGGACGACGUGACGGUAUCCUCAAGGGAGAAAAACAACGCCAUGUUGUCAAGGCUGGUGCCAUGCAUCUUAAAGGUGUUUGGAUCCCUUACGAGCGUGCACUUUACUUUGCAAACAGAGAGAAAAUCAUUGACCUUCUGUACCCAUUGUUUGUCAAAGACUUGAAGGGCAUCUUGUAUAGCAAUGUGGAUCCCCACUCUGUACCUACAGUGGCAGCCUCGGCUAAUUCAGCCUCGAGUUACCCGGAAAAGAGCAAAAUUAAAAGCGAGCCGGGGAAAGACCGGCCGGAUUUGGACCAUAAAGAAGAACACAAGGUUGAUGCUUCCAGAUAUUCUUUCACCACCAUUUGCUCAACUGACUCGUCGCAACAAUCUGCUACUCAAGGCUCUGCCCCACAAUCACAACAACCAACAUCUGCACAGGCAGUCCAACCCUCCUCUACCACUGCCGCCCAGUCUGCCGAGUACCCCGCAAGAACUUACUACGAAUAUGACCCAACAGCUGCUGCAGCUGCGGCCGCAGCAGCAGCAGCAGCCGCUGCCGCUGCCGCUCAACAACAAGCCCAUCAUACGUCAACACAGUAUGGAUACUAUCGCGCUGAUACUUCCUCUCUUCCUCCACCUCCAAUUCCUCAACAGCCUCAACCUUUAACACCACAGUCUUCUCUUGCUUCGCAUUCUCUGCCUCAUCCUCACUCACUACCUCAUCCCCAGCAACAGCAACAUCAACAGACCACGACUUCAGCAGCAACCUCUGCAGUAUAUUCGCAACGGUACGUGACCACGGGUACAGCUUCACAGCCGAGCUAUUACACCCAGUACAUUUCGCAGCCUCCUUCUACUGCUACAUCUUCUGCAACGGCAGCUUCUGACACGCAACAACAGCAGCAGCAACAGCAGCAGCAACAGCAACCGGCAGCAACUUCAAAUACAACAACAGCUAACCCAUCCGCAGCACCAUCGCCACAACAGCAGCAACAGGGACACAGCCCGGGGACUGGACAACAAACGGAUACCCCGACGACACAGUCGCCGGGCCACGUUGCAGUGGAUGCCGGGACCAGUGCAGCGGAGGACGGGCCUGUUCCCAAGACUGAGAGUUAA